This is a messenger RNA of Carassius gibelio (silver crucian carp), 2143 nucleotides long. RefSeq names its product CMP-sialic acid transporter. The transcript has 8 exons. NCBI's taxonomy places the organism in Eukaryota, Metazoa, Chordata, Actinopteri, Cypriniformes, Cyprinidae. Bases 196 to 1209 code for a protein of 337 amino acids. Gene Ontology annotation, cellular component: Golgi membrane. Gene Ontology annotation, biological process: pyrimidine nucleotide-sugar transmembrane transport. The record is from RefSeq and is a predicted model, not a curated record. Gene Ontology annotation, molecular function: pyrimidine nucleotide-sugar transmembrane transporter activity.
AAAAACAAACCGACUUUUAUUUUGAAAUGUCGCGUGCCGUGUGCGUGUGCAGCCGGAAGUGCCUGUGUAUCUCUGCUGACGGGGGCUACACUUUUCUUCAUUCGUCUCGGAAACAGAAAUGCCGACAGACGUCGCGAUCAGCAGACAGACGAUCGAUUAUUACUCUGAUCACUGAUUAAGCGCCAGAGAUCCGUCAUGGCGAGCGAGCCGGUGAGUGUGCUGUUCAAGCUCUACUGUCUGACCGUCAUGACUCUGGUCGCCGCCGCAUACACCGUGGCUCUCAGAUACACCAGGACCGUGUCCUCCGACCUCUACUUCUCCACCACCGCAGUGUUCCUGACCGAGCUCAUCAAACUACUGCUGAGCCUGGGGAUGCUGCUCAGGGAGAGUGGAGACUGGGGCCGCUGCAGGAGUGUGGUGGUCAGUAAUAUCUUCAGGAGUCCGAUGGAGCUGCUGAAGCUGAGUGUGCCGUCGGUGGUCUAUGCGGUCCAGAACAACAUGGCCUUCGUGGCGUUGAGUAACCUGGAUGCUGCUCUCUACCAGGUGACGUAUCAGCUGAAGAUCCCCUGCACGGCUCUGUGUAUGGUGCUGAUGCUCAGCCGCUCUCUGAGCCGCCUGCAGUGGUUCUCCGUCUUCCUGCUGUGUGGAGGAGUCACGCUGGUGCAGUGGACGCCGCCGCAGGCCACCAAAGUCCAGGUGGAGCAGAACCCGUUCCUGGGCUUCAUGGCGAUCGCGGUGGCGGUGCUCUGCUCAGGGUUUGCAGGUGUGUACUUCGAGAAGGUCCUGAAGAGCUCGGACACGUCUCUGUGGGUGCGAAACAUCCAGAUGUACCUGUCGGGUAUCGUGGUGACCCUCAUAGGGGUCUUCAUGACAGACGGAGCCCAGGUCAUGGAGAAGGGCUUCUUCUACGGAUACACGCCGUGGGUCUGCUUGGUCAUCUUGCUGGCCAGCGCGGGAGGAUUGUACACGUCUGUGGUGGUCAAAUACACUGAUAACAUCAUGAAGGGCUUCUCCGCGGCCGCUGCCAUCGUCCUGUCCACCGUGGCGUCCGUCGUUCUCUUCGGCCUGCAGAUCACGGUCACUUUCCUCGGCGGAGCGCUGCUGGUGUGUGUGUCCAUCUAUCUGUACGGCCUGCCCAAACAAGACACCAGCAGACUGCAGAAGCCCAGCGCAGGAGAAGAGGACACACAGAAGCUGAUGGCAGGCUGAUGGACCGCUGGGGGCUCUGUGAUGGUGGGGGGGCGCACUGGAGCGCUUUGGUUUAUUUCUCUGUAUAAUUUAAUUUCUAGCUCUUGAUGCAGAUACACUGCUGCACGUGACGAACACUGAUGUGAUGCCAGACCCUACACUGAACGUGCCUGUGCUCUUCCCACUGGUUUUUUUGUUUAGAUUGCCAAUGUUAUUUGUAUAAGUGUUCUUAAAUAUUGACUCACGCGAACACAAGGAUCCUUGUGGGUUUGUGUAGCCGUACAUUACAGAGCAAAUGUUGAAUGGUGUGUUUGGAGAAGGCAUCGUCAUCCAGGACGGUCUCUGAGUGUUGAAUCAUGAGGACAGACCACAGCGGUCUGUUUACAUCUGCUUUACACUUCUUCCAUUCAACACUUGAUAUGAUGCGUUUAGAAAUGAAGAAAGAUGUCAUUGGAGCUGCUGCCCUAUUUUACAAAUCUUGAGCACUUUAUGUAGAAAAUAUGAUUGAUGUGGUCCAGCAGUGAUGUAAUCAGAUGAUGGGGCAGCAUGUUAGCGUAGCUUCGGCCUGGGUUCUUAUCGUAGCAGUGGCUUGAUGCUGUAGGCAGCACUACAACAUACCAGAUGUGGGCUUAUUCCUGUGCCUACUGUGUACGGUUCAUGUUUAGAAGAAAAUCGUUUCUUUAUACACAUUACAUUCCUAAAAAAAGACACCAGAAUAUUUACUCACAAUUGCUCUUCUGCGGCAAAAGAUGAUGGCAGUUGUGUAUUAAACCAUCAGACCAUAAGGAUCACGUUAAAAGGCAGAACUAAAGUGGGAAAUUGCAUUUAUUUUUUUUCAGGCUUCAGGGUGUCGAUGAGAAAAUCUGUCAGAUGCAGUAAAUGCAGCAUCUGUAUUAAAGCUACAUUUAUUCAAAUGAAUGAAUCUUUGGUUUACAAUAAAACUAUUUUAACAAAA